This is a messenger RNA of Armigeres subalbatus, 1134 nucleotides long. RefSeq lists its product as uncharacterized. NCBI's taxonomy places the organism in Eukaryota, Metazoa, Arthropoda, Insecta, Diptera, Culicidae. The record is from RefSeq and is a predicted model, not a curated record. Gene Ontology annotation, molecular function: nucleic acid binding. Bases 1 to 1134 code for a protein of 377 amino acids. Gene Ontology annotation, biological process: DNA integration. The transcript has a single exon.
AUGCGCGAAGAAUAUUGGCCGAUUCAUGGACGACGAUUGGUCCGAAGCAUCAUUCGUAACUGUAUCCAAUGUGCCCGAGCAAAUCCCGUCCCGGUUCGUCAGCAGAUCGGCCAACUUCCAGUUGCUAGAGUCACCCCCAGCAGACCCUUCGCCGUGACAGGGGUGGACUAUGCUGGACCUGUAUACCUAAAGGCAAUACACAAGCGAGCUUCACCGACGAAAGCGUACAUUUGCUUAUUCAUCUGCUUCACAACGAAAGCUGUUCAUCUCGAGCUUGUGAGUGACCUUUCGACCCCGGCUUUCCUCACUGCUCUCCGACGAUUCAUUGCACGCCGUGGCCGUCCCUCCCACAUCCAUUCGGACAACGGCAAGAAUUUCAUCGGAGCAAAAAAUGAACUACACCAUUUGUAUCGCCGGCUGGCUGACCAGAAGGAAGUUGCGAAAAUUCAAUUCUGCACGGAAGAGCAAAUUACCUGGCAUCUAAAUCCCCCGAAAGCUCCACAUUUCGGUGGACUCUGGGAAGCCGCGGUGAAAGUAGCGAAGUCUCAACUAUAUCGGCAACUCGGAUCGUCGCGACUUUCUUUCGAGGACAUGUCAACAGUGCUGGCGCAGAUAGAGGCAGCAAUGAAUUCCCGCCCACUCGUUCCGAUGACAGAGGAUCCAGAAGAUUAUUCCGUUAUUACUCCAGCUCAUUUCAUCAUCGGAACGAGCAUGCAUGCUCUUCCAGACCCUGAUGUGAGCGAAACCAACUUGACUCGUCUAGCCCACCACCAACGUCUUCAGCACUUCUUUCAGCAAUUUUGGCAUUUCUGGAGAACGGAGUAUCUUCAAGAGCUCCAGAAAGAUACAACGCGAUUUCGAGCCAAUAACGAAAUUUGUCCCGGAAGACUAGUUGUAAUCAGCGAUGAGUUUCAGCAUCCCACCCGUUGGCCCCUUGGUCGGAUCGAAGCUGUCCAUCCUGGACCUGACGGUUUGGUUCGAGUGGUCACAUUGCGCACAUCAAGAGGAAAUAUCGUUCGGCCUAUAACAAAAAUUUGCCUCCUGCCAACAGAAACAACGAGAGUUGAAGACAAACAACCACCACGUUACAACCAAGACAUCAGCGGUGUUAGUCCUAUUAUCAACGAUUUGUAG